This is a messenger RNA of Ilyonectria robusta, 1442 nucleotides long. RefSeq lists its product as uncharacterized. Gene Ontology annotation, molecular function: mRNA binding. The coding region runs from base 225 to 1268 and encodes 347 amino acids. The transcript has a single exon. The record is from RefSeq and is a predicted model, not a curated record. Lineage: Eukaryota; Fungi; Ascomycota; Sordariomycetes; Hypocreales; Nectriaceae.
CCCAAAGGCUUGGGUGGCAGGCUAACUCAUCCAGUUAUCGUCAUUUCUGCAACCUCCAUCGCCAGUGAUUCUCCACGAUAUCAACCAACAACACAGUAACGCCACCACAACGAGAGCUGGUAGCACGCACAGGCAAUUGCAGAGAGGAACUUUGAGCAGCACAAGGCUCAAGGUACGUUCUUACACAAAACCGCAGACCAUCCAUCUUUGUCGCUCUAUUCAUCAUGGCGUACCCUCCCCCUCCAGGCAUCAACAACCUCCCCGCGAGACCCCCAGCCUCCAAGUCUGGUUUCAAACCAGCUUUCACUCCCUCGACCCAGGCCGCCGCACCCUCAUACGCCGCGCCCUCCUACGCCAACGCGCCUCCCUCCUACGCAGGGCCCUCGAGCUACUCGGCCGCACCCGCCGCAUCAGCCACGCAAUAUGGCUCGUCCUAUUCCUCCUACCAGAGCGGCCCCGCGCCCGGCGGAGUAACGUCGUACGCGCCGCAGCAGCAGAUGCAGACACAGGCACAAAGCUACGGACCUCAAAGCGCGGGACCUCAAAGCUACGGACCCCAGAGCUAUGGCGCUCCCCAGAUCCGAAACCCCUUCCCCAUGCCGGGUACUGGCCCUGCCCAGAGCGACUACGACCCCGACAUGGCGGCCCAGAUUGCGCAGUGGCAGAGCGCCUACGUGAGCAGGGAUCCCAAAGACGGCAAGCCCAGCACCGACUCGCCAAAGCCAGAGCCCCAACCCGCCGCCGUGUCCAACAGCACCGAUCGCAAGAAAACCGUUGUCCGCGAGGGCGGCGGCAAGAAGUGGACCGACGACACGCUCCUUGAGUGGGAUCCCUCACACCUGCGUCUCUUCGUGGGUAACCUUGCUGGUGAAACAACUGACGAGGCCCUCCUCAAGGCCUUCACACGGUGGAAAUCCGUCCAGAAGGCUCGCGUCAUCCGCGACAAGCGCACUGCCAAAUCCAAGGGUUUCGGCUUCGUCAGCUUCAGCGACGCCGACGACUUCUUCCAGGCCGCCAAGGAGAUGAACGGCAAGUACAUCCAGAGCCACCCGGUCGUGAUCCGAAAGGCCAACACCGAGAUCAAAGUCUCCAAUGCCAAGGACAAGGACAGGGGCAAGAAGCACAACAAGAAGAAGGGCGGAAACGGGAACGGGAAUGGUGGUGGUGGUGCUAGUGGCGGUUACGAGCCCAGCCUGGGUCCCGUUGGUGGUGGGGGAGUGACCAAGCCUGGUCAGAAAACAAAGAAUGGAUUACGGUUGUUGGGUUAGGCGGCGAUGAGAUGGGAUGGGGCACCCAUUGUUGUUUUAUCUCGUGGCGUUUGGCGUUGGGAUCGGCUCUGGCAUACCCGGCCCGGAGAAUAUAAUUUAAAACAUAGCAACAGACUGCACGGCACUGGCAGACUGGUAGAAAGACUGGACAAUGGAGAACAUAUAUUAUACGCA